UUCAUCUGGGGAUAAAGCGUGGAUCUGAUGUAUUAACAUGAAAAGAACACGUGCGUGGAAGCAGGGUUGACUACAUCAGGGAGACAGAUCAGAUUCCUCUGCAGCAUACGGCUUUAUGCUGCUCAUCAGAGGAGUUUGGAGUUUGUAGGAGAUUUGGGAUUAUCCGUCUGCUGGAAGCAAGUUCACCCUAUCUGUGCAGAAGACGGAGCUAUGAUGGGAGUUUUCUGGUUGUUGAUAAUCCUACUUUGUUGCACAUCACCCAACAGAUGUGAUGUUUUAUCUCCAGAGCAACCAUGGGACAUUCACUGCAGAACAGCAGAAAAGACCAAUUCUUUGUAUGUGCCGUGCCCUAAGAUCAAGCCUGAAAACCUCAUCAUGGACAACACAACAGACAUUACUAUCACUCUUUACAGAAACCGGAUAGAAAUUUAUAAAAUAUGCACAGAGCCUUCCAAAAAAAACCAAACCAUAAAGCAGCACGGUGUCACCCCACAGAAAGAACAUGGUAAAUUUACAGGUUUCAUCAUUAAAUUAGAAGGUAACAUAGAGCAAGCAGUCUACACAUGCAAGGUUGAGAAGUCUUACCCUCCUCCUUUCGUGACCAGUGAAGGUAAAUCAGUCGUGGUCCUUGAAGAAGGACAAGGAUGUGCAAACAAAACAGGAACAUGUAAGAAAGACGACUCAGAGCCACGAACACCACAGAGACCCAUAUGGAUCUGGAUCCUGGUUGUUGCACUUCUUUGCACCUACAGCCUGGCGGUGACCAUCGCUGCCUUGGUUAUCUGGCACAAAAUGCAGGAUGCAGAUUCCCAGAAUGACUACAUCAACACCAAACCCAAAGCACCUCCAAACCGCAGGAAGAAAAGAGGAAUCCAGCAUCCUAUACCAAAACACUUCUGAUGAUUCGGACGUCACUGGAUUAUUUUCCUAGCUUCUCCCUCAACACACUGACUGUGUCUAGAGCUUAAAAUAAGUAUAACAUUGUUGUAAUUGGGGUGUUUAAUCUGUAUAUUUCGUUUAAAGAGACUUUUUUUGUGUAGCAACACUUCGUUUAAGUGGGUGUCUGAGAAAUUGUGUGUAUUUUAGAAACAAGGGCAGAUUUUUUUUUUGACUUCCUGUUUCACUCGCUGUAACGAGUCAUGCGAAGUCAGGAACCCCCUCAUCUUUGUGGUCAAAACAGAAGGUGGUGCCUUCAUGAGGGGAUUUAACCACAUUUAAAGAGCCUUUUUUUCAGUUUGUAAAUCAGUGCAACACCUUGUGGAUCAAGAAUGACCACAAACUACAAAAAGAUAAAUACAGUUUUGCAAGCCGCAACACCUUUCUGGGUUCUUUUCAGAGAAACUACAUUGAGAUUAUACAGAGGUUGAUGAUGAGCAGAAACACAUGGAGCUGCAAGCAGAUUGAAAAUAACAAGUUGCACCAUUUCCUGCCCUCCUUUUAUCAUUUCGUUAUGGGUAUGGGUUUUCUGCAGAGGUCGCGGCUUCAAAGCGCUCCACCUUUACCGUGCUCACCUUGCACUUUCUGUGCAAGCGCUCACGCUGCUUUUAUUGGUUUCAUUUAGUAGCAGGUUUUUCAUAACCACCGCAAGUUCUGACAAAAUUAGCCUAGUGUUUCUGUGAAGCCUUGAAGCUGCCGGGGAAGGCAAGCAGAUGACUAAAACAUAUUGAAAUCACUUGUCAUUUGAUAGUCAUCACUCCAUUUUUCCAUAAUGACUAAAAAAACAACAGCACAAGAAAAGAUCAGCUCAGGUAAUUGCUGUAACGCUUUUUUAAACCUACAUAACAUCCUAUAAAUAGCCCCAAAACAAUUAUUUAUGUUAAAACAAAAAAUCAUAUUUGAUCUUUUAGCUCUACCUAAAUGCAGAAAACAUUCAGAGCCUAUUGUUUUAAAAUACUUUAUUAUUUUUAUUAUGUACAGGUUUUCAACUGAACAAACUUUCAAUCUGCACACAUUCCUACGUGGCUUUUUGGUCUUGUUUACACCGUCUAAACUGUUCCGGAUUCGACAUGUUCCUCUUUUGUUUGUGGUUCUGAUGCAUGUUCUGGAAAUAGAAGUCCUCGUAUAACAUCUGUCCUCUCCUCCUCAGACAAUGGCUGUAGGUGCUGCUCUGUUACCUUCAGGGAAAGAGAAAACAUGCAAAAUAUGCUUCAACUGAUUUAAACAGACUUUGCAACACAGGCGGCUACAUAAACCUGGGUGUUUUUUAUCAAUGUCACACUCUAUGCGGAUGAUAACAGAUACUUUCUGAAGGUUUCAACUCUCUAAAACAACCUGAAUUCACAAUAAAGGCCAUCACAUCUAUAGCAAAGGCUAAUCGAUAAAUGUAAUUUGGUAACUUCAGUUGCUACCAAGAGAAAACAGGAAGAGAUUUAUCAGUAAAAUCAAACAUAAGUCUCACCAAUACAGGAGUGUAUCCCAGGAUCUUCAGAUGACGGAUCUUGAGAGCGAGUGGGCCACGAGGGUGGGAAGUACCGUAGCAAAAAGUAGAGUUUGGUGCAUAAAUAACGGCAAUUCUAGAAUAAAAAA
This is a messenger RNA of Cyprinodon variegatus (sheepshead minnow), 2526 nucleotides long. RefSeq names its product T-cell-specific surface glycoprotein CD28-like. Gene Ontology annotation, biological process: T cell receptor signaling pathway; regulation of T cell proliferation. The coding region runs from base 211 to 900 and encodes 229 amino acids. The record is from RefSeq and is a predicted model, not a curated record. Gene Ontology annotation, cellular component: external side of plasma membrane. NCBI's taxonomy places the organism in Eukaryota, Metazoa, Chordata, Actinopteri, Cyprinodontiformes, Cyprinodontidae. The transcript is spliced from 4 exons.